Messenger RNA from Neltuma alba, 1092 nucleotides. Its product is annotated as alkane hydroxylase MAH1-like. The coding region runs from base 1 to 1092 and encodes 363 amino acids. The record is from RefSeq and is a predicted model, not a curated record. Lineage: Eukaryota; Viridiplantae; Streptophyta; Magnoliopsida; Fabales; Fabaceae. The transcript has a single exon. Gene Ontology annotation, molecular function: iron ion binding; oxidoreductase activity, acting on paired donors, with incorporation or reduction of molecular oxygen; monooxygenase activity.
AUGGAGCUUGUUUGUGCACAAGUGACUAUUGCAGCUUUUGCGGGACUUAUCUUCUUCCUGUUUUAUUAUCAUCAUAGACGAUGUUGCAGAGAUCCUCUCUUAACCAAUUGGCCUCUUUUGGGGAUGCUACCGCCGCUUGUCACUAAUUUAUGGCAGAUUCAUGAUUUUGCAACUCAGGUUCUCCAAAGACAAGCAGGCACUGGGAGCUUCAUCGGACCUUGGUUUACUGGAAUGAACUACCUCGUCACCUGUGACCCCAUGAAUGUGCAUCACAUGAUGAGCAAGAACUUCGUCAACUACGUAAAGGGGCGUGAGUUUCGUGAAAUCUUUGAAGCUUUCGGGGAGGGGAUUUUCAUUGUUGAUUCUGACACGUGGAAAUACCAUAGGACGCUUCUCCAUUCACUGUUUAAGAAUAAGAGCUUUGAAAUGUUUCUUGACAAGAUUGUGCGAAAGAAGGUGGAAAGUUGUCUCCUUCCUCUUUUGGCUCAUGUAGAAAGGAAAGGGAUUGAACUGGACUUGCAAGAUGUGUAUAAUCGCUUCAACUUCGACACUAUUUGCUCCACAGUCUUGGGAGCAGACCCCAAAUGCCUGGCCGUUGACUUCCCAGACGUUGCAUGUGAGAGAGCUUUCAAUGAAGCAGAGGAGUUUAUAUUCUACAGACACACGGUGCCCAAAAGCAUCUGGAAGCUUCAGAGAUGGCUAGGAAUUGGACCAGAGAAGAAGAUGGCCAAAGCUUGUGAAGUUUUUGACAGGUUCCUCCAUGAAAGUAUAAAAUCAAAAAGGGAAGAGCUGAGCAAAAACAACGAAAAGGAGAAAGAAAACGAUGACUUGCUAACAUGUUUGAUGAGGGAGGAAGAAGGAAAAGAUCACGUGGACGACAGAUUUCUGAGAGACACAGCUUUUAAUCUUUUUGUUGCAGGCAGAGACACCAUUACUUCAGCUCUCACAUGGUUCUUUUGGCUUGUUGCUAAACACCCUUCUGUAGAAGCCAAGAUUCUGGAAGAGAUCAAAGAAGAAAAGGAAUCCAAAAAUCAAGUAUAUCUCCAUGGUGCUCUCUGUGAAGCUCUGAGACUGUACCCUCCCAUACCUUGA